CAAAAAAUAAACUCAAAUGUUGAUAUGAAUGUAAAAGAGCCGUAUGAAACCAGGCAAAGAGCCGCAUGUGGCUUGUGAGCCAAGGGUUGGACACCACUGCCACGACAGUUGGGGGGGGGGGGUCGACCUGAAACUACCCGAAAAGAAACAACUUUUUUUGAAAUUAUUAUUUUCUUUUGAAGUUGUUCUAACUCAUAAAUGCAUAUUUUGAUCAUAUUUAAAGUUUUUAAUUUAGACGUCUAUUUUAGGUCUAUACCGUAACCAAUUUUCGACAUCUAAAUUAGGUCUCCUGUAUAUGAGACCAGACGUCUAAUAGACGUCAAUGGCUGACAGGGCUGUUCUUUGUUCCAUUAUUUCCUUGGCGGCUACAAUGAAUGAGCCGUCAACAACAUUUACAAUGCCAAACUAUCAACUGACUGAACCUACGGAGGGUUGGGGUGCCCUCCGAUGGGAAGAUCUUGUACUGCACCUACUUAUUUUACUUCUUUCUGCGAGGAGGAUGUCUUUCGACCUCAACGAUUAAACCCAAUGGCCGAGAAAAGGCAUUCUUGCCAACAAAGAAACCAACUGUUACUUGACAUCUUUGUUUGAUGCAACAUUGCCAUGAAGAACUAACUGCAUGUGACCUCGUCAAAUGGAAGGGUUGUGGGGCGUUUGGGUCAGGUUUGCCUUUGUCGUCUGAUGCAAAGCGGCUGUGGCGUGCAGGCCGAAUCACAAAGCGACACUGGGAAACGUUUGGAGAAGCCAUUGAAAGGUUUGGAGAAGGUUGCUCAACACGGAGGGAAUGGAACGUUCUGUCUUUAUAACUUGAGAGUCAAAUGUUUCCAUUGCAAAUGCCUCGUGACCUCAAAAUCGCUUGCCUAUUCCUUUGCUCCUUUUUGUUGACUCCAUGAUGACGGAAAUAAAGUUGGUUGGCAACUUGCGAGCCUUCAACUUGGGCAGAAGCUUUGAGACGGCGAAGGCUGAACGUGUCAAAGCAGCGUGACGUCACGCGCGGUGCGGGCUAGGGCAGGCAAACUUCUCCGCGUCCCUGGGUCACGCUUGUCGAGUUGGAGCCGCCGUUCCUGUCUGUCCACCUCGCUCGCUUUCUGAGUCUCGCUGCCGCUGCCAUUGUUACUGAUCGCUCAAGGCGCCCUAGGAUGGUCCUCAGAAGCUGCUACCGCCGCCGCGGACUCCGCGAACUGCUCAUCAUGAGGCUGCGCCCCGCACUUGUGUCGUUUAUACUCCUCCUCCUCCUGGGCAAGUCAGACGAGGCGGGAGACUGUGAGGGCGUGCGUGGCCACGUGAAAUUAUGCCCCGCUAGCGUCACUCUCAAACUGGAUUCAACUGCUGCUGAAGAUGUCACAUGGACUUUCGAGGGAAAGACCAACUCCGUUCCAGGUGGCGCUACAUUCGGUCCUCUGUCUGAGAAAAAAAAAAUCCUUACAUUACCCAACCUGAGCGCUGCGGACAGCGGCAUGUACACUGCCACCUUCGGCCCCUCCGGCACCCUCACCGUCCAUAAAUUCACAAUCCUUGUUGGAGCCGUCCCGUGCACGGCAGCAACACCCUGCAAUGUGACGGGGAGCUCCAUCACGAUGGAUUCUGGUGGUUCAGGCGCAGUCGUCUGGGUGCAUACGCCGCCAUCUGGCACGGACACCCCCAUCACCGAAGGCAUCAAGUUCAGUGACAACAAUCUCAAAGCGAUGGGCCUCUUCAACGUGCAAGCACAAAACGCGGGGACCUACAAGGCCACGGACUCGGUACCUACUUCUAAGGAUUUUCCAGUCGUCGUCAAAGCUCGCGUCACCGCUGCCACGAUCCAGGGCAAAGCUGCUGUGUGUCCAGGCGGCACGGUCAGCUUAGAGUGCAAGGUCACAGGUGAUGCCAAAGCAGUCACUUGGAAGAAGAACGAUGUUCCCACCACUGCUAACGUCGAUGGCAAGGACUUGACCAUCAGCGCGGCUAAACUGGAGGACGCCGCUAAAUACACUUGCCGCGCCAAAAGCUACCCUGGCGGUCAACCGGUCGAUAGCUCCGACUUUGUUCUCACCGUUAGCGCGGCUGUCGACUGCGAGAAACAACAAAAAGGCACAAACUCCUCCACCUCCAUCAUCAACAGUGACGAAAAAAAGCCGACCUUCGAUGCCGCCCGGGCCGCGUCCUGCUCCGUCGCUCUGCUCCUGAUGACCAGCCUCCUUCAGCUCUGCUGGAUGCUGUAGACACGGCGGCUGCCGGAAGUGCGGGGGGCUGACUGCCGCCGCCCCCGACGCCUUUUUGGAGUGAGAGGAGCGAGCGCCGAGAGUGGAUCGGCAUGCAAAGCUUUUUUUUGUUUGUUUCUCUUUUCUUGUUCAGUUUAUUUCACUCCAUCAUUUGAGUCUUCAGAAUCAUUGAAUCCCCCACACAAUCCAAAUGGACGUUUGAUUAUUACUUUUUCCCUAGGAAUAUUAGUUUUGCUCAUGUUUUGGAUUGGAAAUGCAUCAAUGUAAAAGUAAGCGAUGCAGGCUCACCUUUGCAUUUUCAGCCGCUUAGUUGUCGUCUUUAUUUGAAUUGGCACUGGAAACAAAGAGGGACGGCACUCUGGUAGAGCUUGCUGUAGGUAGGGGCGGAACUGGUGGCAAAUUUCAACAUUUGACUUCAAAUAACCUUGAGAUCAUAUGCAAAUUCGUCAUUCAUUUGCAUAAGUGUAACCCACCCGCAAAUGAGCCAAAACAAUUUAUGUGACUCCCAUUGGCGGUGAAUUUGAUUUUGAUAUUGUUUUAAAGAAGAAAAAGUCUCAACAUAGCAUUGUGAGAAUAAACAAUGGUACUACCCUCACGUGGAUAAAAUGGGUAUGACAAAUGAUCCAUUUCUUUGAUCUAAUUUGGCAUGUAUUAAUAGUAAGCUACAUUUUGUUAUCCAUCUUAGUAUUAUCUCGGUUAAUUAACAAGGAGUUUUUUUUCAGUUAUCUAUUUGAUCUAUUUAUCAAAUUAAGCUAUUAUCCAUGUUAAUAGUGUAUCGGUCUAUUAUUGUCGUAACACUUUAAUUAUUUGAUCUAUUCAAUCAUUAAGCUACCUUUUGUUAACCAGUCUUGAAUAAUUAUUAAUUCUUUGAUCUAUUCAUAUAUUUAAUAUUAUCAUUUUUUAUUUUUCAGUCAUUUAUAUAUUAUCAUGAUUAUUAUUUAAUCUUGUAUUUAUUAUUCAUUAUCUGUCUAUUCUUACUUUGUUCUUUGAUUAUUCAUUAUUGAAUCAUUUAAUAAUAGUAUCCUCUAAUGCAGGGGUGGCCAAACUUUUUGACUUGCGGGCCGAAUUGGGUUCUAAAUUUUGACUGAUGUUUGUGUGAAAUAAUAUAAAUGACAUGUAAAGGUCAUUGCAUAAAAAAAGGUUUUUACUUUUAGUAGAGCAUGGAUAUUAAAAAAAGCUUUUUGAAAACAAAUGCAUUUAUUAACAGCAUUAAAAUAUUUCACCAAAAAACUACUAUCAGUGAUUCUUAUUACGUAUGACACUGUUAUGAUGAAUAACACUUUCCAUCACUUCAGCGCCUACAGGUCAGAUUUAUGAAAUAUGUAUGUUUAUCUAAUGAGGCGAAAUCACAU
Molecule: messenger RNA, 3553 nt
Organism: Syngnathus typhle (broad-nosed pipefish)
Lineage: Eukaryota; Metazoa; Chordata; Actinopteri; Syngnathiformes; Syngnathidae
Product: hemicentin-2-like
Exons: 7
Coding region: 1140-2201 (353 amino acids)
Biological process (GO): cell-cell adhesion
Source: RefSeq, a predicted model, not a curated record